GAGCAAGAUUAAAAGUUCGCGAUGCAAGAAAAAUCAAAUAUAAAAGUUAAAAAGAAUAUAGUAUAAUUUGAAAAAUAAAAAAAAAUUAAUCCAUGAAUUUCUAUCGUAACACAUUUUGUCAUGAAGAGUAAAAACCUAAAUAAUUCCAGAAGGUCCACGGCGAUAAAUUUUACUUCUCGGAAAGUAUAUAGCAAGGAAUAUGCAUUAAGAAGAAAAAAACUUGUUUAUUCAAUUAACGAAUCUAAUAGAUCUCAAAGCAAUAAUAAAGAUCCCUGCAGAACUAUUCUUAGAGACGACGAAUUAGAUUUGAUUGGUUGCGGGUACGAAUUAUCACGGCCUAAGCAAUUUAUGACAUGGGUAUGUAUAUUAUUAACUGUUGGUUUAUUAAGAUUGAUAUUUCAUUGGAAACAUCAAUGGUUUUUAAAGUGGACUCACAACAUUUGCCCUUUAGAUAGGUGCACAAAAAUAUUGCUCCAAGAUCAAUAUGGGCAAUAUUUCGUGGAAGAUAUUAUGAUCAAAAGAUUAGAUAAGGUCGCCAAUAGUCUGAAUAUUAAAACAACAGUUGAUUACAAGGACACGGCAAAAUUAAAAAAACAUGACAGCGAUGAGCAAAUGAUGGUAUUAUCCGAGGAAAAAGAAAAUCUACAUUUAAAACAAACUUCAGAAGAAGCAAAUCAUAAUUAUUUGUUCGAUGAAAAUUAUCAAUACUUUACGCCUACUUUGGUAAAAAUUUUGAAGCAACCUACGAUUCGUUUUUUUAUCAAUAAAAAGAUCAAAUAUGUCUGGUUAACCGAAGAAAAAGAUUUUGAACAAUUGAAAGGAAUUGAAGAAGGUAUGCUGUGUUCAAAUUUUUACAAAAUGCAAAUCCUGAGCUUGGAUGAAAGAUGUAAAAGGCGAAAUCUAUACGAACAGAACGAAAUUCAUAUAGAAAUUACAUCAAGAUUAACACUUUUAUUUUUAGAAGUUUUAAAUCCGUUUUACAUCUUUCAAGUGUAUUCAUGCAUUCUAUGGAUUUUUCAAGACUACUACUAUUUCGUUUCCUAUAUAAUAUGCUUAUCAAUAAUCCUAAUAACGAUAACUAUUCGAAGGACACGUAAGAUGCAAAUGGAUUUAAGAGACCUUGUGACAAUGAAUGGCACAGUGCAAAUAUUUACUUCCUUGAAAAAUAUCCUUACUAUUACAUACGAGGAAUUAGUUCCAGGUGACAUAAUGUUAGUACCUGAAAAUGAGAGUACAAUGUUGUGCGACGCGGUAGUAUUGAGUGGCAGCGUCAUUGUAAAUGAGAGUAUGCUUACGGGUGAAAGCGUGGCAUUUACGAAAACACCUCUUUCUCCAGAAGAUAAAAUUUUCAAUAUAAAAAUGGAAUCAAAAUCAAUUUUAUUUAAUGGCACAAAAAUAUUGCAAACUCGUUCAUCCCAUGGAGAACCAGUCAAGGCACUAGUUAUUAGAACUGGCUUCAUGACAUUAAAGGGUCAACUUAUACAGUCCAUAUUAUUUCCUAAACCCAUCGAUUUCAAAUUUAACAAGCACACCUACAAGUUUAUAGGAGUCUUGGCACUGAUAGCAAUGAUUGGAUUUUUCUAUACGUUAGGCUUGAUGAUAAUUUCACAUAAAGCUGAUCCCCUUACCAUAGCUAUAAGAGCAUUAGAUCUAAUUACUAUAACCGUAUCACCUGCAUUGCCCAUUUCAAUGGCUGUUGGAGUCAUUUAUGCACAGAGUAGAUUGAAGAAGUUGGGAGUGUUCUGUAUCAGUCCCAAAACUAUAAAUAUAGUUGCAUCUCUAAAUUUAAUAUGUUUUGAUAAAACUGGCACAAUCACCAUGGAAGAUCUUGAUAUGUUGGGUGUAGUUCCUAUUGAUCGUGAUAACCACUUUGAAUCAUGCCAAGAUAUAAUAGGAUUGACGUUUUCACCAUUAUUAAAAGGUUUAAUUUGUUGUCAUUCUCUUACAAAAUUAGAUGGAAAAUUUAUUGGCGACCCGCUGGAUAUUAAAAUGUUUAACGCUACACAUUGGAUUAUGAAAGACUCAUAUGAAAUUAUAGAGGAUAACUUUAAAAUAAAUGUUGUGGCUGAGUUUUAUAAAUCAACCAAUUCUAAAACUUUAGAUAAAAUGCCAAAAUUAGGAGUAAUCAAACAAUUUCCUUUCACGUCAUCCUCCCAAAGCAUGUCCGUUUUAUUGAUUCAAGAGUACUCUGAUAAAUUAGAAUUUUAUAUCAAAGGAUCUCCCGAAAAACUCGCUACUAUUUGCACACCAGAAUCAAUGCCAAAAAAUUUCGCAGAAGAACUAAUGCAUUACACUCAACAAGGAUAUAGAGUUAUUGCUCUGGCAUGGAAAUCAAUCGUAGUUAAUAAUUUAACUAAAGAUAUCCCAAAUUUAACAAGGAAUGAUUUGGAAAAAGAUAUGAUAUUUUCAGGAUUUAUGAUCCUUGAAAAUAGACCUAAGUCGGAUUCAAGACAAGUUAUUCAAUUAUUGCAAGAUGCCGAUUUGCGAACAGUCAUGAUAACUGGGGAUAAUCUUUAUACAGCUCUUUGUGUGGCGAAGGAUGUGGAUAUGAUACAACAAAAUGAGAAUGUUAUUAUAGUGGAGGCAAUUGAAAAUAAAGGAACUCUUAAGACAGAAAUAAACGAAAGCAAACCACUGAUUAUGUAUAGAUAUGCAAAAAAGGGUCACUUUUAUUCCCAAAAUAUAGAAAAGAGGAGAAGCAGUGUUUACAAACCUCGAACGAAGGAGGAACUAGAGUCUUUAGAAUUGGUGUCUAAAAAAAUACACCGUAAUAGAUAUCAUUUUGCUUUAAAUGGAAAAACACUAAAGGCUAUUCAGACUUGGCAUCCAUAUCUUUUACCAAAAAUAUUGUCUCGUGGUACUGUGUUUGCCAGAAUGUCUCCAGAGCAGAAGGCUCAACUAAUAGAAUCAUUUCAAAGUUUAGGGUAUUAUGUAGGAAUGUGUGGAGAUGGGGCCAAUGACUGUGGGGCUUUAAAGAUGGCUCACGCUGGAAUAUCCUUAUCAGAAAAUGAAUCCUCAAUAGCUUCACCUUUUACAUCUAAAACUCAAAGUAUUACAUGUGUUCCUUUGUUAUUAAGAGAAGGGCGAGCAGCUUUAACCACUUCAUUCGGUAUAUUCAAAUAUUUGGCCAGUUAUAGCAUGGUCCAAUUUGUUUCAGUGACUAUAUUAUAUUGGGUAAAAGCUAGUCUUACUGAUUUCGAAUAUUUAUAUGUCGAUUUGUUUGAAAUGAUGUUUCUAGCCAUAACAUUUGGUAGAACAUUAGCCUAUCCUUAUCUAUCAAAGGAACGUCCACCAUUAAGCCUGAUAAGCUUUAUGCCUAUAUUUUCUAUAAUAUCUUGCCUCGUGAUUAAUGUAUGUGCCCAGCUAACAGUUUUCAUUAUGGUUACCAAACAACCCUGGUUUGAACCGUUAGUGCCAACUCAUACCAAAGAUUAUUACAGUUAUCAAAAUGCUUGUGUUUUCACAAUUUCGAAUUUUCAAUACAUCAUAUUAGCUGUCAUAUUUUCUAAGGGCCCUCCAUUUAGAAUGCCUUUAUAUACUAAUUAUUGGUUUAUUGCUGCCGUAGUAAUAUUAUUGACUGUGAGUAGUUACAUUCUAUUGUUUGGACAUCCAAAACUUCUUAUGUUUUUACAAUAUCGCGAAAUUCCAGACAUGAAUUUUAAAUUAUUAAUUUUAGCUGUUGUCGCCGUAAAUUCUCUAUUACUAAUUUUGAAUGAGAAAAUAUUAGUUCAAAGGGUUUUAAAAAAUACUCUAAACAAAUACAUACAAAAACGAAAAUCAUCUAAAUAUCCCUAUCAAAGAUUGGAGAAAGAAAUGAGUUCUAUAGAACCAGAUUCGAUUGUGAAUAUCGGUUUAGAACCAUCUACUCAUUUUAUCAAUUUAGGAUCAGGCGAAAGUGAUUAUGGCUAUAAUUUUGAAACCGAAUCAGCUAAACCUGAAACUUUAAAAAGUACGGGCCUCUUGAAAAAACAAAUGAAUCUCGACUUUACUCAAAAUUUAGAUUCUGUGAGAAUAGGUAACAUCAAUGGACAUGGAGAAGAAUAUUUAAAUAAAAAUAAUAAUAAUUCAAAUAAUUUAUUCGAAAAGAUAUAUCGCAACGAUUCUCAUGGCCCAAAACGUGCAAUAUUGAUCUGUAAACAAAAUAAUACCCAUCUUUUAUUCCCAUUAUUUAGAUGUAAUUUUUAAUAAAUAUAGUGUAUAUGUUGGAAGGGGAUUUUGAAUCCGUGGGGAUUCGGAAUCCCUUAAUUUUAAAUCAUGUACAGAUGCCGAUUUUAGAAUUUGAGAAAUCUGAUUUGACCGGAAAUAUAUUCCAGCAUUUAUAUGUUCAUAUCGGGUGAAUUUCAGACAAUUUUGUCGUGAACCUUUGAACUAUUUUAUUUAUAUUUAUUUUUAUAUAGAUUUUUCAUAUAAAUUAAAAAUAUUACCAUAUGGGUACUCUAUACAUGCUGGGAUACAUUUCUGUUCAAACAGAUUUUUCAAAUUUAAAAAUCUCGCUCAGUAAAUGAUUUAAAAUUACAAUAAUCCGAAUUUCCAUGAAUUCAUACCCCGUUACGACAUACAUAUACUCUUUCUUCAUGUAAUUUCAAUUAUAGUAAUAAUAGAUUGACAAUCUUUUAUAAUUUAAAUGAUAGAAAAAUGUAUAAAGAAAUAUUGAUAUAAUUUUGGUAUCCAUUAUAACACGAACAUAUAUUCCUAUAUUCAAUAUCUAUAAUUAUGAUAAAAUAUUUAACAAUUUAUUUUUAUUUUAUAU
Messenger RNA from Gordionus sp. m RMFG-2023, 4750 nucleotides. Its product is annotated as polyamine-transporting ATPase 13A3-like. Gene Ontology annotation, molecular function: polyamine transmembrane transporter activity; ATP hydrolysis activity; P-type transmembrane transporter activity. Gene Ontology annotation, biological process: intracellular calcium ion homeostasis; polyamine transmembrane transport. Gene Ontology annotation, cellular component: membrane. The transcript has 31 exons. NCBI's taxonomy places the organism in Eukaryota, Metazoa, Nematomorpha, Gordioida, Chordodea, Parachordodidae. Bases 121 to 4185 code for a protein of 1354 amino acids. The record is from RefSeq and is a predicted model, not a curated record.